AUGGAAUCACAACCCUGACGCCCACAAGUAAGGUAGGACACGAGUAAGCCAAGAUAAAUAUUGGAUAUGCACCCCGUCAAAAUUCCACGUCGAUGACGGACAGACAAGUUUCCGUGCGGCUCGUUGUCGAAGAUGCAUCUCCCAGAAGUUUUCCUCCUUCUAUUGGCCUGCUCUUCUGCUUUAGCCUCUGAAUGCACACCCGAAGUCUUCUCCAAUAUCCUCGCUCACAAUGAAGCGGCUUCGGUCAGCUAUGCUGGUACUGUAGCUAAGGGAGGAAGCUUCGGUAUACCGUCGCUUGCCUAUCCGGCAAAUGCGACAAACUUGCCGGCCCUUUGUGCGGUGACCAUCUGCGUCAAAUCUUCGGCCAACUCAUCCUUCAGCUUUGGACUCUUCUUGCCCGACACUACAUGGAAUGAGAGGUUUUUGGCCACCGGCAAUGGCGGUUCUGGCGGUGGAAUCAACUGGCCCGAUAUGGGAACAUUCUCGCAGUAUGGGUUUGCCACGAUGUCGACAGACACUGGCCACAACUCAACUGUGAUUGAUUCAUCCUGGGCUCUGAACGCCCCAGACGCGAUCAUUGACUGGGGCUGGCGAGCAAUGCAUGGCUCUGUCAUGGUGGCCAAGUCAGUCAUUGACGCUUAUUACGAUGACUUCAGUGCCAUCAAAUACUCCUAUUAUGCGAGUUGUUCCACGGGUGGCCGGCAGGGCAUGAAAGAAAUCCAACUAUAUCCCGACUCAUUUGACGGAGUGGUUAUUGGAGCUCCCUCCUGGUGGACCACUCAUAUCAGCCCCAUGACAUUGAAACAGGGACUGUACAACUACCCGAACUCCAGCUCCAAGUACAUUGGUAUAGACUUGUUCCCCGCAAUCCUGAAAGAGAUCACAAAGCAGUGUGAUCCACAAGACGGCGUCAUCGAUGGCAUCAUCAGCGAUCCAUCCCGCUGCAACUUCAACUACGAGUCUUUACUAUGCACUCCAGCCAGCCGUGCCGCAUGCCUCAACCCCGCCCAGCUGACGACCAUUAAACAAUUCUAUAGUGACUACGUCGACGUGAAUCAGACUUUCGUCUACCCCGCCAUUUCCCUGGGAGGCGAUCCGACCCUGCUCCUCGCCGGUUUGGGCAGCGCAUUCGGAUACCAAUACUUCAAGUACCAAAUCUACAACGACACGAAGUGGGACUUCACCCAGUUCUCCUACGCUGACGUCCAGAAAGCCGACGAGCUCGACCCGGGCCAGGCUACGGCCGACGACUUCGACUUGUCUCCAUUCAAGCAACAAGGCGGCAAGCUUCUGAUGUACCACGGCACUGCAGAUAACCUCGUUCCAACGGGGGGUAGCAUUUACUACUACAACCAAGUCUACCAGGCGCUGGCGCCGAAAGGGGUCAACCUUGACGACUUCUUCCGCUUCUUCCUCAUCCCGGGCAUGAGCCAUUGCCUUGGCUCUGCCGUAGCGCCGUGGUACAUCGGUGCGUCCAGCCAGGUGCCGAGCGGGACGACGCACUCCGUACCGGGGUUCAUGGAUGCGAAUCAUGACAUUAUUCUGGCCAUGAUGCGGUGGGUUGAAGAGGGACGAGCGCCGAACCAGCUCAUUGCGACGAAGUUUAACGAGCGGCCACGAGUGGAAGUAGGAAAUCACGAAUUGACAUGCCUGAGCCAGGAAACUAGCAAGGCGGCACUGCGCUCCUUGAAAUCGUUCUUCGAAUAUGAAAUCAGGAAAGAGAUGGAUAAGCUGAAAAGACCGGCCGAAGAACAAAAGAAGGCCGAUCAGUACACGAAGGCGAGACGAUUGUUCUGGGCAGCGGCUUGA
Molecule: messenger RNA, 1809 nt
Organism: Pseudomassariella vexata
Lineage: Eukaryota; Fungi; Ascomycota; Sordariomycetes; Amphisphaeriales; Pseudomassariaceae
Product: feruloyl esterase B precursor
Exons: 4
Coding region: 133-1809 (558 amino acids)
Source: RefSeq, a predicted model, not a curated record